This is a messenger RNA of Pseudopipra pipra, 4877 nucleotides long. RefSeq names its product neuroblast differentiation-associated protein AHNAK-like. The annotation marks the transcript as partial. The record is from RefSeq and is a predicted model, not a curated record. The transcript has 8 exons. Lineage: Eukaryota; Metazoa; Chordata; Aves; Passeriformes; Pipridae.
GGAGCGGAGGGGGCGGGGCCUGGCGGUGAUGGCGCGGGAGGGCGCCCCGGAGGAUCCAGAUGUGGCCCCAGCUGGGGAGCGCCCCCAAAAACGCCCUUUCUGCCCCCAAAGCCCCAAUCCAGAUGUUGGGGGGCCCAAAACCAGCUGUGGGACGCUGGUGGUGGACAGUGACACAGAUGUGGAGGAGGAGGAGCCAAAUCCAGAUGUUAGGAGCCUAAAAAGGCCCCAAAUGGCCCGAAAACACCCCAGAACUCCAGAUGUGGCUGCGGAGACCCCAAAUCCAGAUGUUGGGGCACCCAAAAUCGGCCCUGGGCUGUUCCUGGUGGACAGUGACACAGAUGUGGAGGAGGAGGAGCCACAUCCAGAUGUUGAGAGACCCAAAACACCCAAAAUGGCCCCAAAAGACCCCAAAACUCCAGCUGUGGCCGUGAAGACCCCGAAUCCAGAUGUUGAGGGCCCCAAAAAAUGGGGGUCAGAUGCUGGUGGUGGACAGUGACACAGAUGUGGAGGAGGAGGAGCCACAUCCAGAUGCUGGGAGCCCAAAAAGGCCCCAAAUGGCCCUAAACCACCCCCAAACUCCAGAUGUGGCUGCGGAGACCCCAAAUCCAGAUGUUGGGGCACCCAAAAUCGGCCACGGGCUGUUCCUGGUGGACAGUGACACAGAUGAAGAGGAGGGGCCAAAUCCAGAUGUUGGGAGCCCAAAAAGGCCCCAAAUGGCCCAAAAACACCCCAAAACUCCAGAUGUGGCUGCGAAGGCCCCAAAUCCAGAUGUUAGGCUGCCCAAAAUCGGCCCUGGGCUGCUCCUGGUGGACAGUGACACAGAUGUGGAGGAGGAGGAGCCACAUCCAGAUGUUGAGAGACCCAAAACACCCAAAAUGGCCCCAAAAGACCCCAAAACUCCAGCUGUGGCCGUGAAGACCCCGAAUCCAGAUGUUGAGGGCCCCAAAAAUGGGGGUCAGAUGCUGGUGGUGGACAGUGACACAGAUGUGGAGGAAGAGGAGCCACAUCCAGAUGUUGGGAGCCCAAAAAGGCCCCAAAUGGCCCAAAAACACCCCAAAACUCCAGAUGUGGCUGUGGAGACCCCAAAUCCAGAUGUUGGGGCACCCAAAAUCGGCCACGGGCUGUUCCUGGUGGACAGUGACACAGAUGUGGAGGAGGAGGAGCCACAUCCAGAUGUUGGGAACCCCAAAACACCCAAAAUGGAACUAAACCACCCCAAAACUCCAGAUGUUGCGGUGGAGACCCCAAAUCCAGAUGUUGGGGCCGCCAGAAGACCCCAAAUGGCCCCCAAAGUGCCCAAAACUCUGGGUUUGGAGGUUCAGACCCCAACUCCAGAUGUUGGGAAGGCACAAAGGAUGGUGAGGGUGGACAGUGACACAGAUGUGGAGGAAGAGGAGCCAAAUCCAGAUGUUGGGAGCCUAAAAAGGCCCAAAAUGACCCAAAAUGUUCCUGAAACUCCAGGUGUUGCGGUGGAGACCCCAAAUCCAGAUGUUGAGGGGCCCAAAAAUGGCCCUGGGAUGCUGGUGGUGGACAGUGACACUGAUGUGGAAGAGGAGGGGCCAAAUCCAGAUGUUGGGAGCCCCAAAGGGCCCAGAACGACCCGAAACGUCCCUGAAACGUCAGGUUUGGGGGUUCAGACCCCGAAUCCAGAUGUUGAGGGGCCCAAAAAUGGGGGUCAGAUGCUGGUGGUGGACAGUGACACAGAUGUGGAGGAGGAUGAGCCAAAUCCAGAUGUUGAGAGCCCAAAAAGGCCCGGAACGACCCAAAACGUCCCUGAAACUCCAGAUGUUGCGGUGGAGACCCCGAAUCCAGAUGUUGGGGCCUCCAGAAGACCCCAAAUGGCCCCCAAAGUGCCCGAAACUCCGGGUUUGGGGGUUCAGAGCCUGAAUCCAGAUGUUGGGAGGGCACAAAGGACACUGACGGUGGAGAGUGACACAGAUGUGGAGGAGGAGUCAGAUCCAGAUGUUGGAUGGUCAAAAACAGUCAAACUGACCCAAAGUGUUCCUGAAACUCCAGGUGUGCGGGUUCAGACCCCAAAUCCAGAUGUUGGGGGCCCCAAAAAUGGGGAUCAGAUGCUGGGGGUGGACAGUGACACAGAUGUGGAGAAGGAGGAGCCAAAUCCAGAUGUUGGGAGCCCCAAAAGCCCCCAAAUGACCCGAAAUGUCCCCGAAACUCCAGAUGUGGAAGUUCAGACCCCAAAUCCAGAUGCUGAGGGUUCCAAAACCAGCUGUGGGAUGUUUGUGGUGGACAGUGACACUGAUGUGGAGGAGGAGGAGCCACAUCCAGAUGUUGGGGCCUCCAGAAGACCCAAAAUGGCCCCAAAAGACCCCAAAACUCCAGCUGUGGCCGUGAAGACCCCGAAUCCAGAUGUUGAGGGCCCCAAAAACGGGGGUCAGAUGCUGGGGGUGGACAGUGACACAGAUGUGGAGGAGGAGGAGCCAAAUCCAGAUGUUGAGAGCCCCAAAAGGCCCGGAACGACCCAAAACGUCCCUGAAACUCCAGAUGUGGCUGCGGAGACCCCAAAUCCAGAUGUUGGGGCCUCCAGAAGACCCAAAAUGGCCUCAAAAGUGCCCAAAAUGCCGGGUUUGGGGGUUCAGACCCCGAAUCCAGAUGUUGGGAGGGCACAAAGGACGCUGGCGGUGGACAGUGACACAGAUGUGGAGGAGGAAUCAGAUCCAGAUGUUGGAUGGUCAAAAACACCCAAAAUGACCCAAAGGGUUCCUGAAACUCCAGGUGUGGGGCUGCAGACCCCAAAUCCAGAUGUUGGGGGGCCCAAAAAUGGGGGUCAGAUGCUGGGGGUGGACAGUGACACAGAUGUGGAGGAGGAGGAGCCAAAUCCAGAUGUUGGGAGCCUUAAAAGGCCUAAAAUGGCUCUAAAACACCCCAAAACUCCAGAUGUGGCCGCGAAGACCCCGAAUCCAGAUGUUGGAAGGCCAAAAAGGCCCAGAACGACUCAAAACCUCCCUGAAACUCCAGAUGUUGUGGUAGAGACCCCAAGUCCAGAUGUUGGGGCCGCCAGAAGACCCAAAACGGCCCCAAAAGUGCCCGAAACUCCAGAUGUGGGGGUUCCGACCCCGAAUCCAGAUGUUUCCAGGUCCAAAACCAGCUGUGGGCUGUUGCUGGUGGACAGUGACACAGAUGUGGAGGAGGAGGAGCCACAUCCAGAUGUUGGGAGCCCAAAAAGACCCCAAAGGACCCAAAAUGUCCCCGAAACUCCAGAUGUGGGGGUGGAGACCCCAAAUCCAGAUGUUGAGGGUCCCAAAAUCGCCCGUGGGCUGUUGCUGGUGGGCAGUGAGCCAGAUGUGGAGGAGGAGGAGGAGGAGGGCUCCGAUGCAGAUGUGGCCACCCAGCUGUUCCUGCCCCCUCCAGAUGUGGAGGCGGCAGCGGCAGAUCCAGAUGUGGAGGCCCCGAGGUCCCCCCGAGCUCCAGAUGUUCCCGGGCCUGGCCUGGGGGUGGAAGAGGACCCAGAUGUGGAGGAGGAGGAGGAGGAGCCAAAUCCAGAUGUUGGGCUCCCCAAAAUCCUCCGGGCCAGCCCGAGAGCCGCCGGAAUUCCAGAGGUGGAGGCGGAGCCGGAUCCAGAUGUGGAGGGUUCAGAUCCAGAUGUGGAGGGUCCAGAUCCAGAUGUGGAGGGCUCAGAUCCAGAUGCGGAGGAGGAGCCAGAUGUGCUGACCCAGCCCUACCUGCCUGGGAGCCCCUCCCCCGAUCCAGAUGUGGAGACCCAGCUGUUCCUCCCCCCGCCAGAUGUUCGGGGGCCCCCCAGGCCCAAACGGCCCCGGGAGGGGCCCCCGAGUCCAGAUGUUGGCCCAAAUGUGUCAGAUCCAGAUGUUCCCCCUCCCAAACGCCCCAAGCCGCCCCCGGAUCCAGAUGUGGAGGAGGAAGAGGAGGAGGAGGGGCCCGAUCCAGAUGUGGCCACCCAGCUGUUCCUCCCGGAGCAGGAGGAGCCCAAUCCAGAUGUUCCGCCCCCCAAAAGAGCCAAAACGGCCCCGAAAAGUCCAGAUGUGGAGGAGGGGGAGGGGGAGGGGCCGGAUCCAGAUGUGGCCACCCAGCUGUUCCUGCCCCGCCCAGAUGGGGAGGAGGGAGAGGCGGAGCCAGAUGUGGGAGGGGCCGAAUCGUCACAUCUGGGAAGCCGAAUUUGGGGCCUCGAGGGACCCAAAGGGACGACGAGGGGCAAGGUUCGCCGCAGUCAGCGAUUGGCCGGGAGCCGAGGGGGCGGAGCCUCCGCUUGCCCCGCCCCCGCCAGGAAGGGGCGUGACCAAGCCACGCCCAAGCCACGCCCCUCACCCAAGCCACGCCCACAGAGGAGGACAACACAGGGGGAGGAGCAGGAGGAGGGGGCGUGUCCAGCAGAGGGCGCCCGGCGCAGGCUCCGCCCCCGGGUGACACCGGGCCCCGCCCACAUCCGGGUGCUGUUCACGGGCGUGGUGGCCACCCCUGCCCUCCUGGUGGCCCUGGGGGCCCUGGGGGGGGUGGUGGCCUCGUCGGUCCACGACUGCACCCACCUGGUGACGGACAGGGUGCGACGCACCCUCAAAUUCCUGUGCGCCCUCGGCAGGGGGGUGCCCGUGGUCACCCCAAACUGGCUCCUGGAGAGCUCCCGGUGUCACCGUCCCCUGUCCCCGUCCCCGUUCCUGCUCCGGGACCCCCCCCGGGAGCGACACUUCGGGUUCCGGCUCCGGGAGGCCCUGGAGAGGGCCCGGGGACACCCCCUGCUCCAGGGCUACUCCAUCCACGUGACCCCCGGGGUGACCCCGGGCCCCGAGACCAUGAGGGACAUUGUCACCUGCUGUGGGGGGACCUUCCUGGACACCCUGCCCGGGGGGCACCGGGUGAGGGACGGGGACAUUGGGGGUUUUGGGGACAUUGGGGACAUUGGGGGG